Molecule: messenger RNA, 1264 nt
Organism: Solanum lycopersicum (tomato)
Lineage: Eukaryota; Viridiplantae; Streptophyta; Magnoliopsida; Solanales; Solanaceae
Gene: ERF-D8
Product: ethylene response factor D.8
Biological process (GO): regulation of DNA-templated transcription; ethylene-activated signaling pathway
Molecular function (GO): DNA-binding transcription factor activity; DNA binding
Source: RefSeq, a predicted model, not a curated record
ACCGAAAGGCAUGAGCCAUAUAUUCUUUCCACACAUAGCAUCAUAAGUGUUGGUUCACAUUUCACAAGUAUAAAUAGUUACUAUAUAGUAGUAAACCCUAGCAAGCAACAAUUCCUUCUUCCUCUAUUCUCUUGUACAUAUUUUGCUCUUUUUGAAUAAAUUUAAUCAUUUGAUAUAUCAUCCAUCGAAAGAUCAUUACGAAAGUAGCAAUGGUGGAUCGAAGGUAUGGGAAGAGGCCCUUUUCAUCCAAUGAAUGGGAGGAGAAAGAGGAUAUUAAUUUCCCUAUUUAUUCAGCUCGAUCUCAACAUGAUAUGUCUGCUAUGGUUUCUGUUCUCUCUCAAGUUAUUAGCAACACAAAUAAUACUACCAAUAUCUCUUCGUCAUCGUCGAUGCAUGAAAUUGAUCCACUAACCCUACCUCAACCAACAACAAAUCAAAUUCACGAACAAGGGAACCAACAAAGAAAACGACAUUAUAGAGGUGUGAGACAAAGACCAUGGGGAAAAUGGGCUGCUGAAAUACGCGAUCCAAAGAAGGCUGCACGAGUAUGGCUAGGGACAUUUGAUACUGCUGAAGCCGCGGCACUUGCUUAUGAUGAAGCAGCACUUAGAUUCAAAGGAAACAAAGCUAAACUCAAUUUUCCUGAAAGAGUUCAAUCAGGAAAUACUCAAUAUCUUACUACAACUCAUCAACAACAACAACAACACUACGCAUUUAAUAAUAAUAAUAAUAAUAUUCCUCAGAUGGUCACUCAGCCUAAUUUAUAUCAACAACAUUUCCCUAAUGUUCAUCACUAUGCACAAUUACUUCGCGAUGGAAGCAAUAAUAAUAUUGAUAAUAUGAUGAAUUUUGGGGUUUCAGAUCAAUCGAGUUUUUAUCAUCAUCAUCAACAAGGUAAUUUUAUUUCACCGAAUACGUCGUUGGAAUUACAACAACAACAACAACAAGCAAGUUAUUAUCAUAAUCAACAAGAAGAUUUUCUAAGAUAUACAAUGGAUUUUGGUAAUUCUUCAAAUUAUAGUACUGGACCACCUAGUGAAAGUAAUUGGAUGGAUUUUGAACCUAAAAAGUAAUUUAUUUUUAUCUUUAAAUUUGGUCAUGUGAAGACAAUAUGAAGGUAUGAUCUUAAGGAUGCCUCUAAGUCUCUAGUAUGAUUAAUGCAAGCUUUUUAUUUAUUUGUUUAUUCCUAGUUAUGAUGUAAAAUGCUGGGAUUUUCUUUCAAUGAGUUGUAUUAUCAUAAAUCUAUAUGAAAACUCUUUAGAGU